AUGCAGAUGCUGGAUGAUUUCGCUCAGGAGGAUCAUAGGAAGGCAGUCAAGGAUGUUUGUGAGCAGCAGUCAUUCGGUGGCACUUGGGAAGUAUUCGAUGAGGCUGUGGUGUCUUGUGAGGAUAGUGUUAAGACAUCAGAACAGAUUGUCAAGAACGGUGCCAGAGCACUGUAUAUCAGUUUUAACAAUCCUCCUAUCUCUCAUGCUACUACCUCUGAAUGGUUGGAUGCUGAUCAAUACUGGCAAGCCUUUGUGGAGAAGCACAUGUACCAUGCCAACUACCUUAAUGCCUUGGCUGAAGACCCAGAGAGUGCUGAGUACAUCAAGGGUAUAGAGGAGACUACUAUGAAGCAAGACCUAGCUUUGAGGUUAGUACUACUAUCGGUCACUUAUUCUUCAUGGUGUAUUGGUACUCAGUACUAUGAUCUAUAUAGAGGACCAUUGGUUGAACAUAUGAUAUUCUAUCUCACCAAGGUGGGAGGGGAUGCGCGUACCUUCCCUGAGCUUAUGCCUCAUCAAUGGUUUGCUGAAAUCUACAACAAUAGAUUCGAGAUGUAUUCGAUAUUGCAGCGACGUAGAAGGGCCUUACAAGAGUCCUCAUUGAGUAGAGAGGCCCACUUGGACCUAGCACCUGCGCACAUGGAUGCGGAGGGCGAGCAAUUCUAUGAGCGUUUACUAUCAAGGGAGAGCAGUAUGGUAGAGCUCUCUGCGGCACGCCUCAUGGGUAACUUCAUAUUCCUCAAUGAUGCUGCCAUACCCAUCCAGACCCAGUCAGCCCUUCUACGUGUUGUACAGGAACAUCCUAAUGGGAAGUUCUACUCUCUUGGUGAUGAUGUUAACUGUCUCUUCUACAUCCCUGCUGGCGGCGAGGUAGUUGAUGAGGAAGUUUGCCCUCUUGAUGCCUUCAACACGUAUAUGGACUACAUGAAGCUCACUGGUCGGAGGUUCAAUCCCGGGUAUAACCAAGUUCUAAGUAUUUUCUAUCGUACUCUGGAGUCAAGGAAGCCUGGUUUAGAGGGUCGUUGGUUCCAAGUAAAGGGUGAGAGACAGGCCGAUGCUUUCCUAAGAAGGCUCAAGGCUGAUGACCCUCAUAGACCUGUAUAUGAGGAGUAUGUUGCCGAGUUGAAGGAUAGAUUGGCGAACAAGAAGGAGCUCUCAGAGGCCGAGGUUAUGCCUAGGAUACUGGAUGUAGAACGCAAGUAUAGGAAGGAAUGUAUUGAUUUCGAUACAUUGAUUAUGUCAAUGAACGAGGAGAUCAGCUCAGAGGUGAAGGAGAAGGCCCCUGAGUAUGAGGAGCUCAUGACUGAUGGUAAUGAGGUUGAUAUACUAUUACUGCUUCUCCCUAUAGACGCCUUCUGUGUAGAUGGUAUGACCAAUAUGAUGGUUGAUGGGUCCAUAGUGGCGAUCGAUGCAGAGACGCAACAAGGUUUGGCUAAUCAACAAGAACUCUUUUCAAGAAUGACUGAUUUUGAGACUAGUAAGGAUAAGUUUAUCGAGAACGUUAACAACAGUAAAACUGGUCUCGACACCAAGAGGCAUUGA
Perkinsus marinus ATCC 50983 is the source of this 1542-nucleotide messenger RNA. RefSeq lists its product as hypothetical. The coding region runs from base 1 to 1542 and encodes 513 amino acids. The record is from RefSeq and is a predicted model, not a curated record. Lineage: Eukaryota; Perkinsozoa; Perkinsida; Perkinsidae. The transcript has 11 exons.